Molecule: messenger RNA, 1134 nt
Organism: Asparagus officinalis (garden asparagus)
Lineage: Eukaryota; Viridiplantae; Streptophyta; Magnoliopsida; Asparagales; Asparagaceae
Exons: 2
Coding region: 62-793 (243 amino acids)
Molecular function (GO): zinc ion binding
Source: RefSeq, a predicted model, not a curated record
UCUUGGGAACUUACUCCAAAGUGCUUGUUAUAAAUACACAAUAGCAGAAUGGAAUGAGUACAUGAAAGAGAUAUAUGACAUGGAUCCAAGGGCAUACAACAUUGCUAUGAACUACUCUCCUGAUCAAUGGGCAAAUGCAUUCUUCCCGGGAAUAAGGUAUGGGCACGUAACAUCUAAUGUCGCUGAGUCUUUUAAUAAUUGGAUAAGGGAAGCUAGAAUGCUACGGAUUCUGCAAAUGGUUGAGCAUAUCCGUAAACAGAUAAUGGUUCGAAUGAGUAAUCGCCGGUUACUUGCAGAUAAAUGGGUUGGAUAUCUCUGUCCACAAGCAGAGAUGGUGCUUAAAGAAAAUAUAGAGAAAGGUCGUCCAUUGGAUGUUAAGCAAGCUGCAGCUGACAUAUUUGAAGUGCAAGCACAUAAAACUACCCGUGUUGAUUUGGAGAAGAAGACAUGCACUUGCCGUGCUUGGGACGUCAUGCGGAUUCCGUGUAAACAUGCAUGUGCAGUCAUCUCGUACAUGAAGAGAGACAUUUACCAAUAUUGCGAUUGGUUUAUGUCCAUAGAAGCAUUUAAAAAGAGCUAUGACCCGAUUCUCUAUCCUAUACCAGAUUAUGAGAAACGAAGCGUGCCAAGGGAUGAGAUCGAGCUACUUCCACCACAUACUAUCAAAAGAAAGGGGAGAAAUAAAACAAGACGUAUCAACAAUCGAACAGUGUACAAACGACCUUUGAAAUGCUCUCGAUGCCACUCCGAAGGCCACAACCGCGCAACUUGCAAUGAGCCGAUCGCCGAUUGAUAUGAGUUGCGGAUUUGAAGAAACACUUUUGGGUGUAUGUAAUACUUUUGUAGUUAAUUGUUUAUAUGAACUGAAACAUAUCUGGGUGUAUGUAAUACUUUUGUAGUUAACUGUUUAUAUGAACUGAAACAUAUCUGGGUGUAUGUAAUACUUUUGUAGUUAACUGUGUAUAUAAACUGAAAUAUAUCUAUGCCAAUGUGAAUUAUAAUGAAAAUGUUAUCUUACUUGGGUCUGUAAAGUUGCUCAGUUAGAUUGUUAAGUUACAGUUAACAUAUAAAAUUUUCUUGGUAAGUUAUUAAGCUACACCUAUUACAUGUUAACUCUUGUAAAUAACAUGAUGG